UCUCCGGAAGCAAUAGGAUUCCGAAUCUUGCCCAGAGUUGUGAGACCGUCGGCUAGUGUGGGUGCCCGUAGCGGAACAUGUCCCGCACGAGGCACCUCAGGCCGUACCGCGCAGCCACACUGCCGAUCAGAAGAGCCCCCAGCACAGGCCAGGAUGUUCGUCUUGGUGGAGAUGGUGGACACUGUGCGGAUACCCCCGUGGCAGUUUGAGCGGAAACUCAACGACUCCAUUGCCGAGGAGCUGAAUAAGAAGUUGGCCAACAAGGUCGUGUACAACGUGGGACUCUGCAUCUGUCUGUUCGACAUCACCAAGCUGGAGGACUCCUACGUGUUUCCCGGGGAUGGCGCGUCACACACCAAAGUCCAUUUUCGCUAUGUGGUGUUCCACCCGUUCCUGGACGAGAUUCUGAUUGGGAAGAUCAAAGGCUGCAGCCCCGAGGGAGUGCACGUCUCUCUAGGGUUCUUCGACGACAUUCUCAUCCCCCCGGAAUCGCUGCAGCAGCCCGCCAAGUUCGACGAGGCAGAGCAGAUGUGGGUGUGGGAGUAUGAGACCGAGGAAGGUGCGCACGACCUGUACAUGGACAUCGGGGAGGAGGUCCGCUUCCGGGUGGUGGAUGAGAGCUUUGUGGACACGUCCCCCACCGGGCCCAGUUCUGCCGAGGCCACCACCUCUACCAGUGAGGAGCUGCCAAAGAAGGAGGCCCCAUACACGCUUGUGGGAUCCAUCAGUGAGCCGGGCCUCGGCCUCCUCUCCUGGUGGACCAGCAGCUAGCCCUGGGGUUCAGCUGUGAACCAGCCCAUGUCCGCAGACCCCAGCCCUGGGAAGGGCCUGAACACCGUGGCCGCCUCACAGAUGCCAAGGAACUGAGUCUGCGCAAUGUGGAGACGCAAGGCAGGGCAGCCAGCUUGUCCCCUCCUCUGCCACCCAGGGCUCAUUCCUCUUUCUGGAAGUCCUGCUCUCAGUGACAGCAAAGACAUUUAAUAAACAGUGGAGACGUCCAUUGAAGAGCCA
Messenger RNA from Artibeus jamaicensis (Jamaican fruit-eating bat), 1011 nucleotides. It is a transcript of the gene POLR3H, whose product is annotated as RNA polymerase III subunit H. NCBI's taxonomy places the organism in Eukaryota, Metazoa, Chordata, Mammalia, Chiroptera, Phyllostomidae. Gene Ontology annotation, biological process: DNA-templated transcription; transcription initiation at RNA polymerase III promoter. Gene Ontology annotation, cellular component: RNA polymerase III complex. Gene Ontology annotation, molecular function: DNA binding; DNA-directed RNA polymerase activity. Bases 154 to 771 code for a protein of 205 amino acids. The record is from RefSeq and is a predicted model, not a curated record. The transcript is spliced from 8 exons.